Messenger RNA from Aricia agestis (brown argus), 871 nucleotides. RefSeq lists its product as uncharacterized. The record is from RefSeq and is a predicted model, not a curated record. Lineage: Eukaryota; Metazoa; Arthropoda; Insecta; Lepidoptera; Lycaenidae. Bases 22 to 798 code for a protein of 258 amino acids. The transcript is spliced from 2 exons.
UACAAUGAAUAAGUUUUCGGAAUGAUGAAGUAUCUACAGUACAUUUUGAUAUUAUCAAAUUUCAUACCUACAUUCCAAAAUAGUGUAAAGCAAAGACUGAAUGAAAAUGAAAAUAAAUUUGAUGAAAAUAUAAUAGAUUUUACUAACGCAGAAGGUUUGGCAGAUGUAUACAAUGGUGACAAAGUUUUUAAAAGUAACACAGUAUUUAUAGAGGAGAAUGAAGAACUCGAAACAAAAGUUGGUGUAGUCCCGACAAAUAAUGAAAUGAAGAAAGCUGAUCAAAAUGUUAAAUUAAAAGAUGAGAAAGAUGAAGAAAAAAUACCAAGCAAUAACGUUAUUAUGAUCUAUGAUCGAGAAAGUGGUGGAAGUCCGAAAAGAAGAUGUCUAGUUACUUUUAUUUCAGGAAUACUAGGUUUCUUCGGGUUAGGUAAAAAGUGCAAUACUGAAUGCAAGCAAACAAAGGUCGUAAAUACAAUAAUACCUGGAACCGUGACAGGAAAUGUGACAAUUAAUGCCCAGAGAAGCAAAAAUGAGAUGAGAGUCAAAAAUAGAGGCAAGGAAGAUGAGAUGAGAGUCAAAAAUAGAAGCAAGGAAGAUGAGAUGAGAGUCAAAACUAGAAGCAAUGAAAAUGAAAUGAAAGUCAAAAACAUAAACAAGGGAGAUGAGGUGGGAGUCAGAAACAGAAGUAAGGAAGAUGAUAUGAAGAUUAAAAGCAGAAGCAAAGAAGAUGAGAUAAGAGUUAAAAUGUUGCGUGAUCUUUUGGAAACUUAUUUAUACAAGAGGCAAGACCACUACUAACACUACGCCAUCUAAAAUGGACACGUUUUACUCAGUUUCCGAGUUUUUUGACAUGAGUUUAUCCAUUCAAGAU